AUGGCUCUUCACAACUUUAUAAGAUGUCAUUCCAUGACAGAUCAAGAAUUCCAACCGUAUGAUGAUGAUGAUGAGCUACUUCCCUCUGGCGGGGCGGGAGUUACUAUAGGGGAAGAGAUGGUUGAAGAACAAAAUCUAACCCAUGGGCAUGAGAUGGCUGACGAACGUGAGAGAAUUGCAAAUCUUCUUAUGUCUGGUUAA
This is a messenger RNA of Prunus armeniaca (apricot), 201 nucleotides long. NCBI's taxonomy places the organism in Eukaryota, Viridiplantae, Streptophyta, Magnoliopsida, Rosales, Rosaceae. The record is from the annotation of a GenBank genome assembly.